Molecule: messenger RNA, 2251 nt
Organism: Microdochium trichocladiopsis
Lineage: Eukaryota; Fungi; Ascomycota; Sordariomycetes; Xylariales; Microdochiaceae
Product: NOL1/NOP2/sun domain protein
Exons: 2
Coding region: 80-1963 (627 amino acids)
Biological process (GO): rRNA base methylation
Cellular component (GO): nucleolus
Molecular function (GO): methyltransferase activity
Source: RefSeq, a predicted model, not a curated record
GCUUCACAGCAGUGCCGGCUUUUCAAAAUCACAUUUCUAAGGGGUGGGAGUGCAGCUCAGAUCGGUCAAGUGCCCGAAGAUGUCGUUGUACCACGAGACAGCCGAGAUCCUGUCUCAGCCGUCAUCGACAGGCGGCAACCUCAAAACCCGCAUCUUCAGCAACAAGUCCCUGAAGGCGCCCCAGCAGCAGAUAUAUGCCCUCGCCCUCGAGUCCUGCAAAUGGAGUGCAGUGCUCAAGGAGGUCAUCGAAGCGGCCGACCUGCUACGGCAUGAGCGCAAGCUCUCUCCGGUGCUGGCGUUGCUGCUCGUCCAUGACUUCCUCAUCUCAAAAGGUGGGAUCGCUUUGCCUGCCACUCAUGGACUCCGCGCCUCCAUAGAGCGCCACAAGGCCCGCCUGAGCUCAGAACUCACCCGCGCCAGGAUACGAAGGAGGGCCGCCAGCCUUGAGCAGCUCCGAGACCAGGUCACGGCUGAGUACCUGGAGGCCACGGGCGCAUACCCCCGCUGGGUCCGGGUCAACACCAUCAGGUCAACGCUUGAGGAUCAGCUCGACACGACGUUCAAGAGCUUCAACAGGGUUCAAACCAUCAAAGAGGUCACUUCCACUCCAGGUCGAAAUCUAUACCUCGAUGCCCACGUCCCCAACCUCGUGGCCAUUUCCCCAGCCUUCGAGGUCCACAAGACAGACGCGUACAAAAACGGCGAGAUCAUCUUGCAGGACAAGGCAUCAUGUUUCCCAGCAUACCUCCUCGACCCCCUCAUGGGCGACGUGAUUGACUCGUGCUCAGCCCCAGGCAACAAGACGACCCACGUCGCAGCCAUCGUCAACAGCCGUGUCGCCGAGGGCGAGGAGUGCAUACAGAAAGUAUUCGCGUUUGAGAAGGACAAGUACCGCUCACGCACGCUGGAGAAGAUGGUCCGCAUCGCAGGCGGCGACGGGAUCGUGCGAAUGAGCUUCGGGCAGGACUUUCUCAAGGUCGACCCGUUCUCGCCGCUCUACAACAACGUCACUUGUCUGCUGCUCGAUCCGAGUUGUUCUGGCAGCGGCAUCGUUGGCAGGGACAGCAUGCCCACAGUACACCUGCCACAAAGUCCGAACGGCACUGCCAGCAAAAACAACAGCAAGCCAUCCUCGAAACCACAAAACACACCACCUAGCACAGGCAAUAAUAAGAAGCGCAAGCGUGAAGAAAAGACCGACAGGAUUUCCACGAAAGAAGCCGCCGCCCAGCAAGAAGUAGAGCAGCGCACCAUGGUCGACGACGACGGCAAGGAGACCGUCAUCUCGUCCGAACAGGAGCUCCAAAAGCGCCUCGAGUCUCUGUCUGGGUUCCAGCUCGUCCUGAUCCUGCACGCGCUCGAGUUCCCCGCGGCCCGCCGCGUCACGUACUCGACGUGCUCCGUGCACCGCGAGGAGAACGAGGACGUGGUGCACAAGGUCCUGCAGUCUGAGGUCGCGCGGAGGCGCGGGUGGCGGGUUAUGCGGCGCGACGAGCAAGUCAUGGGGAUGCGCGAGUGGCCUGUCCGCGGUGUCGAGACGGGCAACGCCAGCGGCAGCGGCCGGGGUGAUACCGACAAGAUCAUCGCGGACGCGUGCAUACGCUCCUAUAAGGACGAUGGGCAUGGCGUGAUGGGCUUCUUCGUGGCUGGGUUCGUCCGUGACGAGGACGGCGGAGAGGCGGAGGCGGCGAGCCUUGACGAUGGCCCGUACGUACGUGACGACAAUGGACGUAUCGUACGGGAUAUGGCUGGCAUGCCGACACUCAAGAGCAGCGAGGCCACCACCCAAGAGCUUCCAACGAGGGGGGCUAACGGGGAAAACAAGCCGCCAUCUAGCAAGGCAGCAAAUGCAGACCAAGCCAAUGAGUCAAGCUCAGAAGACAGCAGCGAUGGUAGCGACAGCGACACCAACGAGGAAGAGGGGGACGGCGAAGAUGAAGAAGAGUGGACGGGUUUCGACUAGGAUCGAGGAACACCAUUCAACCACGGGAAUCACUUGGACACGAACUGAGGCAAAGCAUAGACUAGCAACGCAGAACAAAGACCAAGUCUUCACACACAUCCCGCCUUGGAACUUACCCGAAGAUCCCAGUCCGAAAGAGGGUAUGAACAGGCCACAAGCUCCGACUCCAAAGCCUGUGAUCUCAAGACGGAAAAAUCACCUGGAUACUGUUCAGAUAGACCAGGACAUCUUGUAGAUAUAUCUCAACGAAGAAAUGCCGGAAUAUAUGCUGGUGCUCUUGAUGAAGAU